This is a messenger RNA of Spirodela intermedia, 312 nucleotides long. The record is from the annotation of a GenBank genome assembly. NCBI's taxonomy places the organism in Eukaryota, Viridiplantae, Streptophyta, Magnoliopsida, Alismatales, Araceae.
AUGUCGGGGCGAGGGAAGGGAGGCAAAGGGCUGGGCAAGGGCGGGGCGAAGCGCCACCGCAAGGUGCUCCGAGAUAACAUUCAAGGGAUCACGAAGCCCGCGAUUCGCCGUCUUGCUCGCCGUGGGGGCGUGAAGCGCAUCAGCGGCCUCAUCUACGAGGAGACGAGGGGCGUCCUCAAGAUCUUCCUGGAGAACGUCAUACGCGAUGCGGUCACCUACACGGAGCACGCCCGCCGCAAGACCGUCACCGCCAUGGACGUCGUCUACGCCCUCAAGCGCCAGGGCCGGACGCUCUACGGCUUCGGCGGCUGA